AUGAUCGACACAGAGUCACUGUCAUCUUCAGCGGACAGCAGGGAAGCUCUCCUGGCGAAGCGGACAUCUUCUGAAGCACCGAGUCUUACCCCUGAGGCUGAAAGAAUCGAAGACUCUCGCGAUAGUUCGACAACACCGGAUGUUCAACCUCCAGCCCCGAUCGGAAGGGUUCCUUUCCCAGACAAGCCGGCUGUUUUAGAAGAACGAAAUGGCGAGAUCGAGUUCCGAGUCGUCAACAAUGAUGGCUCCCGUGAGAGUACGAUCAUCCUCACGGGUUUGAAAUGCCUGUUCCAAAAGCAACUUCCUAAUAUGCCUAAGGAAUACAUCGCUCGUCUUGUUUACGAUCGUUCUCAUUUGUCUAUCGCACUUGUCAAAAUGCCCCUAGAGGUCAUUGGCGGAAUAUCAUACCGAGAAUUCCGAGAACGCAAGUUUGCCGAAAUUGUUUUCUUCGCGAUCGAAUCUGACCAUCAGGUGAAAGGAUACGGAGCGCAUCUCAUGGCGCAUUUCAAAGAUUACGUCAAAGCUACUUCCCCAGUGAUGAAUUUCCUAACUUACGCUGACAACCACGCUAUCGGAUAUUUUCGAAAGCAAGGUUUCACUAAAGAUAUCACGCUCGAUAGAUCUAUCUGGAUGGGGUGUAUCAAGGAUUACGACGGAGGCACACUUAUGCAAUGCUCCAUGAUUCCCCGGAUACGGUAUCUCGAAGCUGGCCGUAUGCUUCUUAAGCAGAAGGAGUCUGUUCUGGCCAAAAUCCGUACCUUCAGCAAGAACCAUGUUAUCCAUAAACCACCUCAGCAAUGGGCUAACGGCGUUAUCACUCCACUCGAUCCGCUUUCUAUCCCUGCUAUCCGAGAGACUGGCUGGACCCCAGCUAUGGACGAGCUAGAGCGGAAGCCAUGCCAUGGACCUCAUUUCAACGAACUUCGACGUUUUCUGAAUCAAAUCCAAAACCACGAGCAUGCCUGGCCCUUUGUCAAACCAGUCGACAAAGAUGAAGUCCCUGAUUAUUACGAUGUUAUCGUAUCACCCAUGGAUCUGUCGACCAUAGAAGGAAGAUUGGAGCAAGGUUUUUAUUCCACCCCGGAAAAGCUCGUCGAGGAUUGCAGAUUGAUUUUCAGUAACUGUCGGCAGUUCAAUGGUACCACAACGGUAUACACCAAAUGUGCCAAUAAGCUGGAGAAUUUUAUGUGGAAAUUGAUCGAGGAGAUUCCGGAGUGGAAUGGUUUGCUGGAUGAUUGA
Penicillium roqueforti is the source of this 1239-nucleotide messenger RNA. Its product is annotated as bromodomain-containing protein. Gene Ontology annotation, molecular function: protein binding; histone H3 acetyltransferase activity. Lineage: Eukaryota; Fungi; Ascomycota; Eurotiomycetes; Eurotiales; Aspergillaceae. Bases 1 to 1239 code for a protein of 412 amino acids. Gene Ontology annotation, biological process: chromatin remodeling; positive regulation of transcription by RNA polymerase II. The transcript is spliced from 2 exons. Gene Ontology annotation, cellular component: histone acetyltransferase complex. The record is from RefSeq and is a predicted model, not a curated record.